CUCGCCAUCUGUACGAUCUCACGCUUUCUCGCCCAGAAACCUGACAACCCACCAAGCAGCAUGGUUACCUCGCGUUCCGGCAUACCAAGACGGCAUGGCCUGGGAGUCGACCCUGGGACCACCACCCUGUGCGCCUACUUCGGGCCUCAGGAGGUGCACGUCGUGCACGGGGAGGCGACAUAUCCUACAGCGCUUCGCGUACUCGAUGGCGACUUCUCCCUGCCCAAGCGCGAUAGCCACGGACCCCGCGUGAUCAAGCUGGUGAAACGUGUCAUCGGUCGGCGCAAGGACGACCCCCGCCUCGCAGAGGAUGCCAAAAAUGUGCCGAACGCUCAGGUCACAGACGAUGGCGCCGUGCUCAUGGUUGAACACGAGAAGUUCAGACCAGAAGAGAUAAGCGCCUACCUUCUCGGCCGGACAUUUCGGGUUACGGAGAAGCAACAUGGCAGGUUCGCCUCCUGUGUCCUCACGGCGCCUGCUUACCACUCUUUCGAGCAACGGCAGGCACUCAAAGACGCGGCAUAUAUGGCCGGUCUAGACAAGGACGCGGUUACGGUCAUUGACGAGCCAGUAGCUGCCAUUAUAGACUUCAUAAUGACCUACCCCGAUGACGACAUUCACGACCAGGUCACGGCCGUCAUCGAUACGGGCGGCGGGACCAUUGACGUGGCCAUCGUCUAUCCCAGCAAAACACCAGAAGGCCUAACAGUACUGGUCAAGUCAACCUCUGGGAACGAUCGUAUUGGUGGCAUGGACGUCGAUCGCCGCAUGGUUGACCAUGUGCUUGCUGCUCGCAAGGGCAAGUAUGCGCACGAUGACGGUGCUCUCUUAAGCGAAUGCGAGGCCGGUAAAAGAGAGCUGUCGACGGCCCGCAGCGUACUCUCCAUCCCAGUACGGCCUUGCGACGCGAGAACGGAAACCGAGGAGCUCGUGAGCAUCACAAAGGCGCAGUUCGAAGGCCUCUGCGAGCCUGUCGAUUCGGCUUUGCGCGCAGCCUUGAAGGACGUGACGGGCUUGGCCGACCUGCAUGUCAAGCAUGUCCUCAUGGUCGGAGGCUCGAGUGGCCUGCCCUGCGUUCGCCGGAUCUGCGAUGAAUGGUUUCCCGACGCCCGCGUGUUGCAGUCCGCUGGUGCUGUUGCCGUUGCGCGUGGUGCGGCGCACGUUGCCUCUGACUCCUCCAUCCACUUCAUACAGUCGCUUCCCCGGGCCAUCGGGGUCGUCGCUCAUUCUUCCGACGAUGCCGCCUCCAGUUUACGGUUGGACACGGUGAUGCGCCGCAACACCCAGCUACCGAAUCAGUUCGAGAGGACAUUUUUCACCAAGCUCGACAAUGAGACCGAGAUAGAGAUUGAGCUCCGCGAAGGGGAAGCUCUCGAAUCAAGUGUACACCUCGGCACCCUCGUCAUCAAGGAGAUUCCACCGUAUCCCAAGGGAACAGAGAUCCUGGUGACGGUCAAGGUCCCCAAGCUAGGGACCGUCAUUGCGAAGGGAACAAUGGCGGGCCUCGCCAAGGAGCUGACGAUCGUACCCAUACCCCGGCUGUCGGAGGAGCAGCUGGAAGAGUACCGCAGGCGCACGAGCGAGCGUCUAGGCGAUGGGCCCCAGAAGGGCGGACGGAUCGACAGCGGUGGUGGGCUCGAGGACGGCAAGGGACCCCAGCAAGACCACGAUAGCGAGCAAGCGAGCAGUCAGGGCUCGAUGACAAAGCGGGCCGGUACGAAGCGUGGCGCUCUCAUCCCUUCAAGAGGAGGCAAGAAGAGGAAGAGCAAGUAAGCAGAUUGGCCUCGCUGCCGUUGCCUUCGCCUUCCCACUGUAGGACCAGAGGCGAAUGGGCGUUGUACUUGUACGGUUGCUUAGCUAUGUUCCGUCCUGCUCCAUACUCCACAUGUUACUUUUGGCUGUGGACAUAUCGUGACCUGCGUCGCGAAAUGCCAUGCGUGCUGGGAGUACGCGUUUACCAGGCUCUGUGGCGCCAGGCUCUGUCCCUCGAAGAGAGCGAUAGCGCGUUUGUUGAGGAAACUCUGGCGACUCUUCCUCCAGACCUAGCCUCCGAGUCUGACAAGUCCGACAUGCACCGUCUCCGGGCUGACGUCAAUUCGGCAGUUCACCUGGUCAUCCGGAUCUAGUUAUUGAAGGUGGCGGAACUGGGCCGUCUGACAAGACGCGGCGGAACUGACAAAAGCCGAACUGAAGCAGGCAGCCAUAUCUCACUUCUACACCAACGUCUUCAACGAGGCUCAUACUGCUUUGUUCUGAUUCAUAGUCCUAUGACCGGUCGCGAGCCGGAAGAUAAGUUAUCCCAAGCCUAGCUUGCCGUGA
This is a messenger RNA of Verticillium dahliae VdLs.17, 2319 nucleotides long. Its product is annotated as heat shock cognate HSP70 protein. Bases 61 to 1773 code for a protein of 570 amino acids. Gene Ontology annotation, molecular function: heat shock protein binding; ATP binding; ATP-dependent protein folding chaperone. The transcript is spliced from 2 exons. NCBI's taxonomy places the organism in Eukaryota, Fungi, Ascomycota, Sordariomycetes, Glomerellales, Plectosphaerellaceae. Gene Ontology annotation, biological process: cellular response to unfolded protein; protein refolding. Gene Ontology annotation, cellular component: cytoplasm. The record is from RefSeq and is a predicted model, not a curated record.